AUGAGUCAUACGACUACAUAUGAUCAGCGUGUAAUGCAAUCUCGCGUCAUGUUAUUCUUUAUUGUCAUUCUCAACGUCUUAGUUUUAGUUAAAACACAGACAUGUCAAGGAUUGACUCAAUAUUCUCAGUGUUCAUCAAAUCCCGGUUGCAGAUGUCUAAAACUACCGGGUGAUACCAAUGCAGGCAAAUGCAGUUUUCUUCAUGUCAGAUGUUCAGAACUAAGUUCGUGUUUUGGUAAAAACCAAGCAUGUCUUCAACCUGAUCAUGUAUGUGUUCAACAUCCACAAUGUCAAGUACAUCCUCUAUGCUAUCCAAUAAGCAUGACUACAAAUACCAUGUGUCCACCAAUACAAGAAAUAACAACAGCAACAACUCCAACUUCAGAUGGAAUCUGUGAAAAGGCAGUAUGGUCACGGGAUGGAAUAACUGUUGCUGGCGGAAAUGGAAUUGGUGGUGAAUUAAAUCAACUUGACUUUGCCAGCGGGUUGUUUAUUAAUGAAGAUGAUAGUUCAGUCUAUGUUGCCGAUCAAGCAAAUCAGCGAGUGAUAAAAUGGGACUCAUCAUCUAAAAAUGGUGUGGUUGUAGCCGAUGUAAAGGGCACUGACGAUGGUAUCUUUAAUCCCGUUGAUCUUGCUAUUGAUAAGAAUGGAACAAUGUUCAUUUGUGAUUAUGGAGAUCGCCGAGUGAUCCGAUGGCCUCUAGGUGUUUCGAAGGGAGAGAUAUAUAUUUCAAAUAUUUCUUGUGCUGGCUUGAUGAUUGACAGUGAUCAAUUUUUGUAUGUUACUGAUUUUGGUGAACAUCGUGUUAGUCGGUGGCAUAUUGGAACGAAUACCAGUGAAAAAAUUGUAGCCGGUGGACAUGGACGGGGCUCAGAUUUGGACCAGCUCAAUUCGCCCUACUAUUCGUUUAUUGAUAAAGAUCGAUCCGUAUAUAUAGCCGAUCAUCUCAAUAACCGAAUCAUGAAAUGGAUCGAUAAUGCACAAGAAGGUAUUCUGAUUGCUGGUGGGAAUGAGUCAGAUAGUGAACUCGAUCAGUUAUCAUUUCCUACUUCACUUGUUGUUGAUCAAAUGGGCUCUAUUUACGUGACUGAUACUGUGAAUAAUCGGGUGAUGCGUUAUUUAAAAGGAAAGAAAGAGGGCAUAGUUAUUAUGGGAGGCGGUGAAUCAGGCGAUAAAUCUAAUCAACUUAGUGAACCAUUUGAUUUGUCAUUUGACCGAACCGGUAACUUGUAUGUAGCUGAUAUGUCGAACUAUCGUAUUCAAAUGUUUAAAAUUGAUAAAUCUGCAUGUGAGAAAUUUCAUUAUUAA
Rotaria socialis is the source of this 1308-nucleotide messenger RNA. NCBI's taxonomy places the organism in Eukaryota, Metazoa, Rotifera, Eurotatoria, Philodinida, Philodinidae. The record is from the annotation of a GenBank genome assembly.